Messenger RNA from Plasmodium gaboni, 1734 nucleotides. RefSeq lists its product as hypothetical. NCBI's taxonomy places the organism in Eukaryota, Apicomplexa, Aconoidasida, Haemosporida, Plasmodiidae. The transcript is spliced from 6 exons. The record is from RefSeq and is a predicted model, not a curated record. The coding region runs from base 1 to 1734 and encodes 577 amino acids.
AUGAAGAAAGAUAAUUUAUAUACAACUAACAAUGUAGAUAAAAAAAAUGUUGAAGAAAAAAAGAAAGAACUCAUAUCCCAAAAAAAUAAAAUGAAAGAUACUUCUCUUGAAGACAAUAAUAAAAAUAAUGCUAGUAAUAAUAUUAAAAAUAAUGUGUUGAAAAAUAAUUCCUUAUUUAAUAAUAAAAAAAAACAUUACCUUCAUAAUAUUGAUAAGACGUUAUUAAAUAAAAAUAUUAAUUGUAUUAAUUAUGCAUAUAAAAACCUUAACGAACAAAAAGGAAAUUCACAACAUACAAUUAAUGUUAAUAUAAAUCAUAAGGAUUAUGAUGAUAACCAAAAAAUAAUGGAUAUAUUAUCUAUAGAAAAAAAAAAAUAUAUAAAUAAAUAUAUUCCAAAUAAAAUUCAUAUGAAGAAAUAUAAUAAUAAUCAAAAUAAAUUAGAUGAUAAUUUUGUUCAUUCAAUAAUUCAAGAUACCUUUUUAAAUACAUCUCUUCAAAUAAGUAAUAAAACCCCUUUAACAAGUAUAAAAAUAAACAAGGGUGUUAAAAAAAAAAAAUCUUUUACAAACAUAAAUAAGAAAUAUAAUAAUAUAACAAAUGAUAAUCAAAUUGUUCAUAAUUCUUCUAUAAAAAAAAAUAAUUUUAUAAAUACAAGUACUCAACUACAAAAUAAUAAAUAUCAAAUAAACCUAGAUGAGAAAAAAGAAAAAUCUUUUAAGGAUUGUAAAAAAGAAUUAUAUAAAACUGUAAAAGAUAAUAUAAUAUUAAAACAUAAAGACAAUAAAAAAUAUAUAGAAAAUUAUAUGCAAAGUAUUUUAAAUCAUAAUGAAGAUAUAUCUAUUCAGAAAGAUAUUCAUCUAUGUAAUAAUAAAUAUACACAAACUAGUAUAAUAUAUAAUAUUGAAGAGUUGAAUAAAUAUUCUUUAAUUUACUCAAAAAAAAUUCUACAAACAGCCUUAAUACAAAUAACAUAUAAACAGAAUCUAAACCAAAUGAAAAACAAAAAAGAAGAAAUUAUAAAUAAUGAUCAAAUUAAUAAACUUAACUUUAAUAUAUUAACAACACGUCAACAAAAUAAUAUGCACAUUAUGAAUGCAAAUAAAUCAAUCAACAGUGUUCUACAAAUAUUUAACAAAAUAAAUACAUUUGCCAUCUCCAAUAAUUUAAUUCAUAUUUUGAUCAAGAAAAAUGUUGAAACUUAUAAUGAGAAAAAAAAACUCAAAGAAAAAGAAAAAAUAAUAUGGUUUAAUGAGCUCAAAACAUAUUUAUUAAAAAACACAUUGGCCCUUCUUGCCGCAGAAAAGAUUGUUUCCUAUAUUGUAGACGAAUUAAUCGAAGACACUACCGACAAUUUAAAUUCUCAUCAUAAUAAAAAUAUAAAUAAAAUAAAAGAAAAAAUUCACAUACACAAAAUUGCCUUACAUCAAAAAAGAAAAGUGGAUAAGGGUUACCUGACCUUUAUGUUUAACGACGGAACAACAACUGUUUACAUACCCACAAAAAUAAAAUACCAUAUGAAUUUAUGUGCACUUAUAAAAAAAAUAAAAUAUUAUAUAAAUGACAAGCUAGAAUAUAUAAAGAAGGAAUAUGACAUAAGCACAUUAUGUAUAAAGUGCAAGGGUCUCAAAAUAAAGAGCAUAAAGGAAUUAUUCUUCUCAGAUAAUAAGGAAUUUGUAAUUUCGAUGGACAAAAAAAUAAAAAAAAAAAACAAAAAAUACAUAACAACACCAUGA